AUUCUCUCUCGUGUCCGAAAAUUCUCAUUCAAAAAGAUCUUAUCUGAUCAUCUCGCAUUUGGCCUUUAGUGGAUCUGCAACGACUCCAACUCUGCCGCCCAGCGUGCCCGUCUUCACAAUGAGUCUACAGCAGCUAAGCUUCUAUUUCGACUUUGUCAAAGUCAUCGUGUCCUAUCUUGCCAGCAUAGCGUUACACAAGGGGCAAUCAAUUAUCCAUAAAGCUACGUAUCGACUGCUACCUGACUCACGUGUCGUGAUCGUCGUUGGAGGCUCUUUUGCGGGGAGUCUUGUUGCUCAACGUUUGGCUCACACGCUUCCCUCCGGCUAUCGCGCUAUUCUCAUCGAAAAGCACUCUCACUUUAACUACGCGUUCAGCUUCCCUCGAAACUCCGUCCUGUCAGGGCGAGAGCAUAAUGCUUUCAUUACGUACGACAACAUCGCUGCAGGUGCUCCGGAUGGCAUCUUCCAACGAGUCUGCGACGAAGCAUCUGAUAUCACUGAGACCCAUGUUCACACCGUCGGCGGUGUCUCUCUUCCUUACGAUUAUCUCGUGAUUGCCACUGGCGCAGCCCAGCCUCCUCCAGCUCGAUUGAAUGCACGGAUUAAGGAAGAUGCAAUUGAAGAACUACGAGGUUUCCAGCAACGCGUAGCCAAGGCCGAUAGGAUUGCAGUAAUUGGAGCUGGAGCGGUUGGGGUUGAACUGGCGACCGAGAUUAAAGAAGAGUACACCGACAAAAAGGUUACCCUCAUUCAUUCUAGACAACAACUCCUGCCCAGAUUUGGUCAGAAGCUCCAUGAUCAUGUCAUAUCUGCACUCAAGAAUCAAGAUAUCGAGGUCAGAUUAGGCGAGAGACCUGUCUUUCCAAGUGAUGCUGGCCAAUCUGUCCAGGAGACCAGUCUGACCUUUUCUAACGGAGAGACUAAGACUUUCGACCUCGUGAUUCCCUGCACUGGUCUUCGCCCACGAUCUGACAUCCUCGCCACAUAUUCUCCCAAGAGUAUCGCAUCCAACGGCGAGAUCCUAGUCAAACCAACACUUCAAGUCCAAAAUUUGCCCUCUCCCCGACAGAACAUUUUUGCCGUAGGCGAUGUCGCUCAGUCUGGAGGCGCAAAACAAGCUCGGGCUUGUAUGAUGCAAGGCGAGGUUGCAGUUCAAAAUAUCCUCAGCCUUAUCAAGAGUAACACUGCCACAAAAGAAUACAAGCCGCAGUUCUUUGAAGGGAUGCUGAACCUGACAUUGGGAACGCAUACCGCUGUGGUGUAUAUCCAGAAAGGAGAUUUUGAGCUGGUUAAGGCAACUAAGGGACCAGAUGAGGAUUUGGAUGUUGGAAAGAUGAGAUGGCAACUCAAUGCAAAGUCGGGAUGAACUAAAACCUUUCUUUUUCUUGGCAAUAUCAAGGGUAUACCGUUGCUCAGUCUCUAUUGAUAAUAUGGUUACCACCUCUUCUAUAAUACGUUAUAUUAUUUCUUAAAUCG
Fusarium oxysporum Fo47 is the source of this 1476-nucleotide messenger RNA. RefSeq names its product NAD(P)/FAD-dependent oxidoreductase. Gene Ontology annotation, cellular component: cytoplasm. The transcript has 3 exons. The record is from RefSeq and is a predicted model, not a curated record. Gene Ontology annotation, molecular function: flavin adenine dinucleotide binding; electron-transferring-flavoprotein dehydrogenase activity. The coding region runs from base 119 to 1366 and encodes 415 amino acids. Lineage: Eukaryota; Fungi; Ascomycota; Sordariomycetes; Hypocreales; Nectriaceae.